AUGGAUAAACUAUUUAAAAAGACAGUUACAAAACCACAUAUUUAUUAUCUACCGUUGACCGAUGAAGAAGCGGCAGCCAGAGACCGAGUUAAACCAAGACCACCAUUCUUACUUCCACCAUCAGUCGAUAUCAGAAGAGAUAGAAAUAUUAUUAAUUUUUGA
Messenger RNA from Heterostelium album PN500, 162 nucleotides. RefSeq lists its product as uncharacterized. The record is from RefSeq and is a predicted model, not a curated record. The coding region runs from base 1 to 162 and encodes 53 amino acids. The transcript has 2 exons. Lineage: Eukaryota; Evosea; Eumycetozoa; Acytosteliales; Acytosteliaceae.